AUGCCUCCAGCAUUUUCCUCCGGCAGCUCAUCACAACUUUGCAGAAUUAUCCCUACUCACCUCUAUUGCCCAGCUUGUUCAACAUGGCGAUCGCGACUGGCACGAUCAGGGAUCGCUCUGCAUCGCGCGAAGAAUCGAUUCGCGUCCACCCUCGCUUCUGCCACUGCAGUCAAUGCUACAAAAUCAAUACCUCCUAAAAAUAGAGACCUCCAUCAAGCUUUGAAUGAGCUGAGAAAGAAGGCACCUGGACAAGUCAGCCUCAGCAGGCUUCAAUUGGCGAUACAAGGACUCGAAAGCGAACAUCCGACGGCUCGAAUCGCUCUGCUUGGAGCAAACGUGCCGGUGACAGCUCGUCGCCUGAUUCGCCUCUUUUUGGCAGAUGCAUCAAAACCACAGCAUGACUGGGAAGCACGAAUCUUGGGAGAGGAUUCAUUGCAAAAUCAGGAUCUGAUCGUGAGAUUCGGCACUCCCCAGAACGAAGGUUUACAGCCUGCUAGUUCUAUACUACCAGUACUUUUCGUCCCCGCUCCGGUACUUCAGCAUCAAGGUAUUGAGAUAUUGAUAUCGUCUGUCAAAGUUCGAGACGCAAGCACCGGACUGAACGGAGAUACCCUUUCUGAUGUACUGCUUUCGCCUAUUAUCGGCACCCCCAACUCCGCUGCUGGACGGCAAUCCCUGAUCAGCCAACCAGUUCACCGGGCAGCAAUUGUGGCUAAUGGUCUCGAUGAGCUAGUAAGCGUCGCUGAGUUGUUGGCGAAGACAAAAUUUCAGUCUGGAUCUGAAAGAAGGCUGGUCGAUAUUGUCCUGAAUCUGGAAGGAAAUGUCCAGAGUUUAACCUCGGGAACUAUCACAGUGGAUGCAGCGAAAGCUGAGGAGGGCUUACAAGUUGUCCGGACAGACUUAGCCAAAGCGUCAGAAUUUGAAAAGGUAUGGACAGAAAGUGGUAUGCCAGCUUUAUCAAGGUGGCUUGCUAGCUCGUCUGCGGAGAGUAGUGUAGGUCUAUCGCCACUCCUACGCGACCUGAUAGCGUCUCUGUUGGAAGCAAUUAACGCCAACAUUGCGAUUCAAGCCCAAGAAGCCAGAAUCGUAGCUCGAUCAAAGGCAAUGACGACUGAAACACGGUUGUCACUUGAGAAUGCGAUCAAUACAUUUUCGCAACUGGGUCACGCGGAGCUACAAAGUGGACUGGCAGCAGCAUGGUCGUCCCGUAAUUGGCGCAAGUUGGCUUUCUGGAAAUUAUUUUGGAGAGUGGACGAUGUGCCAUUGAUUGUCACGGACCUGGUCACAACUGCCUGGCUGCCACGUACAGAACGGGCAGUAUACGAGCUCACCGGCCGAUUGAAGCAGGCAGGCGUCUCAAUGCCAUCGGAUUCGUCAACCAUGUUCUCACCACCACAACCUCGUGCCAUUCCAAUGCAAGCAGAUGUCAAAGAAAAGGCGUCUAGCCCUGUCAACGAGUCACUCAUUCUAGCCUCAACCGCUUCAACCGAAUCUGUUUCAACUCCCUUGCUUCCUCCUUCUAGGACUGUAAUCAAGACAGGCUCAGUUCCGUACAGAGCACAGUCUCUAGCGUCAACUAUCUCCACUUCCCGACAGGCCUUCAUAUUCACGGCUAUCACCUCCCUUAGUUCCUCCGCCCAGCAAAUCGUUCUGAAAGCCCUGACCAUCACAGGUGUUUCCGCAUCCCUAAGCGCUCUCUCCUUCCUCUCGGUUACCAAUGGCAGCAUCUAUGAAAGCGCCACCGUUCUCGCAUUGGGCACAGCCUACGCCUUGCGCCGGAUGCAAAGAGAAUGGGAGGUUCAAUGUAAGGACCUCGAGCAUGGAUUGAUGGAAAAGGGCAGAUCGGUUCUGAAGCAAACUGAGGAGCAUAUGAGGCGGCUUGUGAAUGAUGCAUCGCAAGUUGUCGAGGACGAGGCAGAGGUUCGUGCGAGGAGAGAGGCAAUUGAGGCGGUGGAGAAAGCGAAACUGGCGCUCGCGAAGCACACAUAA
This is a messenger RNA of Endocarpon pusillum Z07020, 1989 nucleotides long. RefSeq lists its product as uncharacterized. Bases 1 to 1989 code for a protein of 662 amino acids. Lineage: Eukaryota; Fungi; Ascomycota; Eurotiomycetes; Verrucariales; Verrucariaceae. The transcript has a single exon. The record is from RefSeq and is a predicted model, not a curated record.